Messenger RNA from Coregonus clupeaformis (lake whitefish), 675 nucleotides. Its product is annotated as E3 ubiquitin-protein ligase NEURL3-like. The transcript is spliced from 3 exons. Gene Ontology annotation, molecular function: ubiquitin protein ligase activity. The record is from RefSeq and is a predicted model, not a curated record. Bases 1 to 675 code for a protein of 224 amino acids. Lineage: Eukaryota; Metazoa; Chordata; Actinopteri; Salmoniformes; Salmonidae.
AUGAAUGGGCCGGAGUCUCAGACAGCCUCGCAGUCUGAUGAGGGUGGGAGCUCUGAGGUAGAAGCAACCAGACAGGGAGACAGAACAGAGGAUGUAAGUGCAGAGUUUUGUCCAACCCAUGGGCGUCACUGUCUGGGGCCCCUGUCCUUCCAUACAGGGGUAUUAGGGACCCAGGUGUGUCUGGGUCUGGGAGGUAGGUAUGUGGAGAGGGCCAGGGAGACCUUCCAGAAUGGUCUGACAUUCAGCAGUCGUCCAGUCAGGAUCCAGGAGAAGAUACAUCUGCGGGUGGAGCUUUGUGACCAGCACUGGAAUGGAGCUUUGCGGCUGGGCUUCACUUCCAUUCCCCCCUCCUCCUGUGGGCCACUCUUCCCCCCUGCCAUGGCCAUCCCUGACCUCGCCACCACCUACGGGUACUGGGCAGCCCCCGUGCCCUCCAGCCUCAACAUGCCAGGGGCAGAGCUCCGCUUCUGGGUGACCCCUCAAGGGGUGCUGGUGUACGAGGGGCCAAACCGUGUGAAGUACCUGCUCCUGAAGGGGGUGGAUGUGAGAAGCCCCCUCUGGGCUGUUAUAGAUGUCUACGGGCAGACCAGAGCUGUGCUCUUAUUGGGACAGCUGCAUGUGUGUGAACAAGGGUCAUCCCUGUUGCACCCCUCGGGGCAACAGGCUCCCUACUGA